Gordionus sp. m RMFG-2023 is the source of this 1138-nucleotide messenger RNA. RefSeq names its product antistasin-like. Bases 118 to 1026 code for a protein of 302 amino acids. The record is from RefSeq and is a predicted model, not a curated record. The transcript has 12 exons. Lineage: Eukaryota; Metazoa; Nematomorpha; Gordioida; Chordodea; Parachordodidae. Gene Ontology annotation, molecular function: serine-type endopeptidase inhibitor activity.
AUAUUCAAAAUAGGUUUCAAAAAAAACCGUAUUAUUUUACAUUUUGAUUUUUAUAAUUAGGAUGAUAUAAAAAUUUUAAAAUCAACAAAAUUUUACUUAUCAAAAUUAUUUUCUAAAAUGAUGUUGAUAUUUUUAAUAUUCUGCUCCAUUCUUUCCAACUACUUUUGCCAAAACUACACAACAAUCAGCGAACCUUUAGAUUGCCCUCUGCUAAAAUGUAGUAAGGAAUGUUCAAAUGGUUAUCAAGUCGAUGAAAAUGGAUGUAGAACCUGCCGUUGCAAUUGCUUCCAGUUAGGUUGCAAAGAAUGUAUACAUGGUAAUAAAGUCGAUGAAAACGGAUGUAAAACUUGCCAAUGCGAUUGUCCCCUUUUUAAAUGUAGGGAGUGUGCUAAUGGCAAUCAAAUCGAUGAAAAUGGAUGUAGAACCUGCCGUUGCAAUUGCUUCCAGUUAGGUUGCAAAGAAUGUAUACAUGGUAAUAAAGUCGAUGAAAACGGAUGUAAAACUUGCCAAUGCGAUUGUCCCCUUUUUAAAUGUAAGGAGUGUGCUAAUGGCAAUCAAGUCGAUCAAAAUGGAUGUAGAACCUGCCGUUGCAAUUGCCCUAAAAUUAAACUAAAGUGUCCUUUUUGCCCAAAUGGUUACCAAUUGGAUGAUAAUGGAUGUAUGACUUGCAAAUGCGUUUGUUUCCCAUUCCCUUGUGCUUUUCCUUGCCAAAAUGGAGUUGAAAUGGAUAAAUACGGCUGCCCAACUUGUCAAUGCAUAUGUCCCCUGAAAAAGUGCAAGCCAUGUCCUAACGGUUACAAAUUUGAUAAACAAGGUUGUCAAACAUGUGAUUGCGAAUGUCCUCUAAGAAAAUGCAAGGUAUGUCCUAAAGGCUACCAAUUUGACCAACAGGGCUGUCAAACAUGCGAUUGCGUUUGUAGCGCACCCAGAUGUUCUAACAAAUGCGAAAAUGGAUUUGAAAAUGAUAAGUAUGGAUGUGCAACUUGUAAAUGCAACCCGGUCGUUUGCUACUGGAAAAGAAAAUGAUCAAAUUUAUUUAAACAAAUUAUGUAUUAAUGAUUUAUAAAGAAAUAUAAAGUUUUUAAUUUUCAUUCAUUGUUUAUAAUACAGUUACAAUAAAGUUUUUAUCUUUAAUAUA